Messenger RNA from Varanus komodoensis (Komodo dragon), 3775 nucleotides. It is a transcript of the gene MAP3K6, whose product is annotated as mitogen-activated protein kinase kinase kinase 6. The coding region runs from base 1 to 3108 and encodes 1035 amino acids. Lineage: Eukaryota; Metazoa; Chordata; Lepidosauria; Squamata; Varanidae. Gene Ontology annotation, molecular function: MAP kinase kinase kinase activity; ATP binding. Gene Ontology annotation, biological process: MAPK cascade; protein phosphorylation; cellular response to stress. The transcript has 23 exons. The record is from RefSeq and is a predicted model, not a curated record.
AUGGAGGGGGACAGCCGCGCGCUGGGGGGCGCCGGCAGCCUGUGGCAGGACCCCUGGGCCAUCGCGCUCACGCCCAGCAAGCCCGUCACCGCGGGCGGGCAGGGCGCCCGCGCGGGAGGCGGCGGCGGCGGCGCCGGCCGCGACCGAGCCCUGAGCGUGGUCUACGUCUCCACCGAGGACAUGGAGGAGCCGCCGCCGCUGCAGUGCCUGCGGGAGGCGUGCAAGGAAGUGCCGGCGGCCGAGCUGACGACGGUGCCCUUUGGCACCGUGAUGCUGGGGGACACGGACACCUUGGACCAUUUCUACAACGCAGAUGUCGUGGUGGUGGAGAUGAGCCACACCCUGUGCCAGCCCUCGCUCUUCUACCACCUGGGAGUGCGCGAGAGCUUCAGCAUGACCAACAACAUCCUCCUCUGCUGUUAUUCGGAUCUCCCGGAGCUGCAGGCCAUCCGGGACUGCAACAGCUGCUACACCUUCAUUCCCUAUGUGGUGACAGUCCAGAACAAGGUGUUUUGCUGUGAUCCCAACACCAUGAUGUGCCUGAGUGAACUUUACCAACCUACCUUCAAUAUGGCAGCUUUCUUCAACCCACUGUCUGCGCAGCUCGCAAAACUGCUUGAGGGCACUACCACCAGCUCCAGCGGGCACCCAGAGGUCUUGAUUCUAGAGCUGGGCCGAGUGUUGCAGCCAUCUCAGCUCAAAGUCUGCAACCAGGAAGGAAACAAAUCGGUGACACUAAGUCAUAUUGGCUCCUUGGAGGAGGAAGGAAUUUCCACUUGGACAUUCCCCAUAUCAUCCAUCCGUGGAAUCAGCAUCUCCAAGUGUGAUGAGCGGUGUUGUUUCCUCUACGUGAUGCACACAGCUGAAGAUUUCCAGUUGUACUUCCCUACCCAGUAUCAUUGCUACUGGUUUUGUGAACUGGUCCACUCUUUCAUGGCAGAGGUGGGUGAAGAAGGGAACAGCUGCAGCUCUCUGGAGGAGCUAGAGUAUGACUAUGAAUACACAGAAUCUGGUGACAGGGUGAUUCUGGGCAAAGGCACCUAUGGGGUGGUCUACGCUGGCCGAGAUCUCAGCAACCAGGUGCGCAUCGCCAUUAAGGAGAUCCCAGAGCGGGACAGCAGAUUCUCGCAGCCCCUGCACGAAGAGAUCGCUCUUCACAAGCGUCUGAAGCACAAGAACAUUGUCCGCUAUCUGGGCUCUGUCAGUCAAGACGGGUUCCUCAAGAUCUUCAUGGAGGAGGUCCCUGGGGGAAGCCUCUCUUCUCUCCUGCGCUCCUGGUGGGGACCUUUGAAAGACAAUGAGUCAACCAUUGUCUACUACACCAAGCAAAUUCUGGAGGGGCUCCGUUACCUGCAUGACAACCAGAUUGUCCAUCGGGAUAUCAAGGGAGAUAACGUCUUGAUCAACACAUACAGUGGAGUCUUAAAAAUUUCAGACUUCGGCACCUCCAAGAGGUUAGCAGGUAUCAGUCCCAGCGCAGAGACAUUCACAGGCACCCUGCAGUACAUGGCCCCAGAGGUCAUUGAUCAAGGCCCCCGUGGCUAUGGCAAGCCGGCUGACAUCUGGUCCCUGGGCUGCACCAUCAUUGAGAUGGCUACAGGCAAGCCACCUUUCUUCGAGCUGGGCAGCCCACAGGCCGCCAUGUUCAAGGUGGGCAUGUUCAAGAUCCACCCUGAGGUGCCCAGUUCCAUGUCAGAGGAAGCCAAGGCCUUCAUCCUGAGUUGUUUUGAAGCCAAUCCAGACAAGCGGGCAACUGCAGCUGCCUUGCUUCAGGAGCCCUUUCUGAAGGCCUCCAGUCGGAAAAAAUCCAGGAGCCCAGUAAUGCCAGAUACAUUGUCGCCAUCAAACACACCUGAACGGUCGGUUUCUGUGGACUGUGUUGGUGAGGCCAGGAACCGCUCCUCAUCUUUGCAGUCUUUAAGGCCACCAACAGAGAACAUAUUUCUAGCUCGGAGUACCAGUGAAAUAGUCCAGAAAAACAACUUCCUGCGGCCUCCGGAGGAGCCGACCAAUGUGGACCUCAGUCUCUCUGCUUCCUCCCACGAGGAGAGCAGCUGCUUGUUCUUGCUGAAGAAAGACAGCGAACGGAGAGCCACGCUGCACACGGUGCUGUCCGAAGAGCUGCCCAGCAUCGUGGCCGCCAUACAUGAGGCGCAGGGCAAGGCCGGUCCUUCUCCACCAUCCUCCCCUGGGUGCCUGCUGUCCUUGGAGCACAUCUGCCAGCUGGUGUCCUGCCUGAAGAACUACAUCCGCUCUCCCAGCCGCAAACAGCUGGCUCAGGACUUGCUGCAGCUCCAGACCACCUUGCAGAAGGAUGGGCUGAGCCUCUAUCAGGUGCAGGCCCCGCUCCUCACUUUCCAAGAUGCGGUGAAGCAUGCACUGCGGAAGCUCCAAAUCAAGCCUCACUGGGUAUUCGCUCUGGAUAACCUCAUGGGGCAAGCGGUCCAGGCAACCUUUACCAUCCUCUUAACAGAGGUCAGAAUAAAACCACAGCUUUUGACUGGAGAAGGUGAGGGACACCUGAGCAGUCCAGAAGAACAAGACAGCAGCCUUUCGACCCAACAACCGCCAUCUUUGAAAAGCCAGGACAACACCCUCAAGGUCAACAGAGGCACACCAAGCUCUGGAGUUGGCACCUCCACCAGCAGCUGGCUGGACUCCCAGAUGCCCCAGAAAGACCAGUUGUCCCUCAUGGCUCAGCUGAGCCAGCUGCAGGCCGAGACGAGAAAACUACAGUGGGAACUGAUGGAGAAGGAGCGUGAAUACCAGAAGCUCCUGCAGGAGGCACUACAGACUACAGAACAGAACACCUGUGCCCUGAGAAGCCAAAAGCUAACAGUCUCUCCUCCCCCAGCAUUUACCUGGGAGAGAAAGGAAGAGGCCGCAGAUCCCCUCCUUGCCGAGUGGUUAGAAAAACACGGAGCAGACAAAGCCACAAUUGCAACGCUCUCAUCCCAUAGAUUCACCUUGCUUGACCUGCUGAAUUCUGCCACGGCUGAUGACCUCCGGUACACCUGCAUCAGAGGGGGCAUGGUGUGCCGUAUCUGGGGCGCCAUCUUAGAGCAUCGAAAAACCUUUGACCAGCAGGUGCAACACACAGCCAAGUGAGAGUGGAAGACUAAAAGCCCAGACGUGUUCACAAGGCAUCCGGCCCUGGACUUCACAGACCUCUUUCUUGCCCAGCAGCGAAAAAGAAGAAAAACAACGCCUCGCAGGAUUUCAGGCUGCAGACUUAUCCGUCCUCACACUGAGGCAAUGCAAACUGGCUUUCCAUCUUUCCUCUGAGUGGGGAAAGUGGGAAAACUUCCCUAGCAGCUCGGGCAGACAAGGGUCAGAAAAAACCUCAGAGUCCGUUCCUAUGGAAGAGCCUCUGCUGAUACCUGCAAUGCAAACUCUUUUUCUGGACUGAGAAAUAGAGAUUCCUCCACUGGGCUGAAUCUCGAAAGGAAAGGGACAGGAGGAGUCUUGCGGCCCUGCAGGCAUCAUGGGGAGGGGGCUGCUCUGGGAUCAGAAGCAGAAGACUGCUGCUGGAAUCCAAUUGUAGCCAAUGAGGCCUAAACCGUAAUGCCAGAUAGAAUUCCUCCUCCUGGCCUCUGGCACCUGCAAACCAAACUGCGCCGGUUUAGGUGUCUUGGCCCAGUACAGAAGAGGAGAAACAUGCCUGCUGCCUUAGCAUCCCCCUCCUGAAGAGCAAGAGGGAAAGUGGGCACCACGUGGAAGGAGGUUGUGAUGCAAAGGACUUAAAAGGAACAUUAAUAAAAAUAGGUGGAGGAAA